CCUCUGUCGCCCCUCGGCCCUCGCCCUCGUCCUUGGGCUCUCAAACCAUGCCUGCAGGUGCCAGUCCAAGUGUUACCGCAGCUGUAAAAUGGCGAAUACGACGAGACAAGCCACCUCCAGACUCACAGUGCAGAGAGAAAGACCGACUGACUGCAUCGCCAUCCAUCGCUCGCCAUCGCCAACAUCCACCUUAGAUUUCCAAGUUAACCCGUUCGUUACUCUACCAUCUCUCUCAUAACACUCAACCACAUCGACUUUCCAACAGGCAGGGCCUUCUUCAUCACUCUUCCUGCCGACAGUUUGUCCCUCUGAAGUUAUUUCCAAUUCUUCAUCCCGUCUGCAGUCUACCCCGCCCACAUCAGAGCUGCGCAAGCCUGACCUCACCCGCCGCUCUUACGCGGCUACCUGUUCAGCAUGCCCGAGGGAAAUCUGCCUGCGGACCCCAAUCUCCGAGUCACGAUCAUCGCUGCCGACGGGCUGUACAAAAGAGAUGUCUUUCGUUUCCCCGACCCUUUUGCCGUUGCGACCAUUGGUGGUGAACAAACGCGGACCACCUCGGUCAUACGAAAGACCUUGAACCCUUAUUGGAACGAGGUCUUUGACAUGAAAGUGACCGAGGACAGCAUAUUAGCCAUACAAAUCUUCGACCAGAAGAAAUUCAAGAAGAAGGACCAGGGUUUCCUCGGUGUCAUCAACAUCAGAAUUGGCGACGUUUUGGACCUAGACAUGGGCGGAGACGAAAUGCUGACCCGCGACCUGAAGAAGUCCACCGACAACCUCGUGGUCCACGGAAAACUGAUUGUCAAUCUUUCCACUAACCUCACCGCACCUCCUCCCACCCAACAGAACCGCCCCGCCCCAAGCACCGCCCCCAGUGUCAAUGGAUCGAGCUCAUACCCCAGCAACACCAACGUCAACGCAAAUAUGCCAGUUCGUAGCAGAAGCCCUGUCCCACCACGUACGACCACGUCGGGUUCCGGGGAAGCCAGAGCAGCUCCCCUCACCGCAAAUGGUUCGAGCUCGACCUUGCCUUCAGCCAACGGCACAGGUGCUGCAAGAUCUGGCGGCUUCAGCUCGUUCGAAGAUAGUCAAGGUCGACUACCCGCAGGCUGGGAACGCAGGGAGGAUAAUCUCGGCCGAACAUACUACGUGGACCACAAUACUCGAACCACCACCUGGACUCGACCAUCCAACCACCUGAGCGAAUCCGAACAGAGGACCCGUGUUGAGGCAAACAUGCAAAUCGAACGACAACGACACCAGAACCGCAUGCUUCCAGAAGAUCGCACAGGAUCCAACUCGCCCAACCUCCAGGAUUCUCGUGGAACAUCUCCUUCGCAGCCAAACGCCGUUUCCAUGAUGGCAACGGGAGCCACCACCGCGGGCACUGGCGAGCUACCAGCUGGCUGGGAGCAAAGACACACUCCGGAGGGACGAGCUUACUUUGUCGAUCACAACACUCGAACCACCACUUGGGUCGAUCCCCGGCGCCAGCAAUACAUCCGGAUGUACGGAAACAAUCCGGCCGGCAACAACACCACGAUUCAACAGCAACCCGUUUCACAGUUGGGUCCUCUGCCGAGCGGGUGGGAAAUGCGACUUACCAACACUGCACGGGUCUAUUUUGUCGAUCACAACACGAAGACCACGACAUGGGACGACCCCAGGCUGCCGUCCUCGCUUGAUCAAGGCGUGCCUCAGUACAAACGUGAUUUCAGGAGGAAGCUCAUCUACUUCCGAUCCCAACCCGCUUUACGCAUUCUCUCGGGCCAGUGUCACAUCAAGGUGCGCCGUGGAGCCAUUUUCGAAGAUUCGUAUGCGGAGAUCAUGCGACAGAGCGCUACCGAUCUCAAGAAGAGGUUGAUGAUCAAGUUUGAUGGCGAAGACGGCCUUGACUAUGGCGGUCUAUCUCGUGAAUUCUUCUUUUUGCUUUCGCACGAAAUGUUCAAUCCCUUUUACUGUUUGUUCGAAUAUUCGGCCCACGACAACUACACUCUCCAGAUCAACCCUCACUCGGGCAUCAACCCAGAACAUCUCAACUACUUCAAGUUUAUCGGGCGAGUGGUGGGCUUGGCUAUCUUCCACCGUCGCUUCCUUGAUUCGUUCUUUAUUGGAGCAUUCUACAAGAUGAUGCUGCGCAAGAAGGUUGCCAUCAACGACAUGGAAGGCGUGGACGAGGAGUACCACAAGAAUCUGACGUGGACCUUGGAUAAUGACAUCACCGAUAUCCUAGACCAGACCUUUUCCAUUGAGGACGAACAAUUUGGUGAGACCAAGACCAUCGACUUGAAACCAGGUGGUCGAGACAUUCCGGUGACGAACGAAAACAAGAGAGAAUACGUCGAGUUGGUGACGGAGUGGAAGAUCCAGAAGCGUGUUGAAGAGCAAUUCAAUGCAUUCAUCACGGGGUUCAAUGAGCUGAUUCCGGCGGAUCUGGUCAACGUGUUUGACGAGCGAGAACUUGAGCUCCUGAUCGGCGGUAUCGCCGACAUUGACGUGGAAGACUGGAAGAAACACACGGAUUACCGUGGUUACCAGGAACAGGACGAGGUGAUUCAGCACUUCUGGAAGGUGAUUCGGUCCUGGGACGCGGAACAAAAGAGUCGUCUACUCCAGUUCGCGACAGGUACAUCGCGAAUUCCAGUCAACGGAUUCAAGGAUCUGCAGGGCAGCGAUGGCCCUCGGCGAUUCACGAUUGAGAAGGCAGGGGAGAUUAAUGCUCUGCCUAAGAGUCACACAUGUUUCAAUCGACUUGAUCUACCACCAUACAAGAGCUAUGAUGUGCUCAACUCGAAGCUUUCAACGGCGGUUGAAGAAACACUCGGGUUUGGGCAGGAGUAAAGAUGUUGAUACAGACUCACAUAUUCGAAAGUGUUUAGUGCGAUUUUGGCACGUGACUAUUUAUGCCACAGGGACGAUGGCGGUAUAUGGUACCUUUGCACAGCAUCAUGGGGAGGCUGCCACUCGAUGUCACGAGUCACGGUUGCUAGUCUCGGUAUUGUUAGGUCGUGGAGACCACAUUGUGGCAAUGAUCAAAGCUCAGCAACACUGGCAUGGUGGAAGAUGUUGGUACCAUAGAGUGGGUUGAGUGGAUGAUUGGACGGUGGCAAGUCCAAUGGACGUCCCGUCCCGUUGCCAUACGGGAGCAAGCCUGUGUGUCGGUGUACAGCCGGGGGACGAGCAUAGGGAGAAAAGAGAAAAGGUCGAGAUGACAGGAUCCUGUUGGAGACUGGUGAUGGGGGUCGAUGCAGCCGAGUCAAGGACGAAGAGGGUCGAGCGGUGCCCUCGAGGAUGAAGCCUGGUUAGACACGAUAUGAAGUUGGUUUGGGACAUGAAAUGAAGUGGCGGGCGUUGAGGGAUAUUGCUAGGUAGGUCUUGUUUAGUACCUACCUUGAGACAGAGUAACCACCAAUGGACUUUUUGAACCCAAUAGA
Exophiala mesophila is the source of this 3434-nucleotide messenger RNA. RefSeq names its product E3 ubiquitin-protein ligase RSP5. The coding region runs from base 415 to 2841 and encodes 808 amino acids. The record is from RefSeq and is a predicted model, not a curated record. Lineage: Eukaryota; Fungi; Ascomycota; Eurotiomycetes; Chaetothyriales; Herpotrichiellaceae. Gene Ontology annotation, molecular function: ubiquitin protein ligase activity; protein binding. The transcript is spliced from 9 exons. Gene Ontology annotation, biological process: ubiquitin-dependent protein catabolic process.